AUGUUAGUUUAAGAGGAAGAUUAUUUAUUUGACACAGAGUUCACUAUUGCUACUAAAACUAUUCAUAAAACUUGUGAUUAGACCUAUGGAGCUGUAAAUCCUCCUAUUUACAUGAGUUCAACUUUUGAAUUAAAGGAUGUAGAUUCAUUUGGAAAAGGAUACUUUUACACUAGAUGUGGUAAUCCUACUAGAACAGUAGUAGAAGAGAUAGUAGCAGAAAUAGAACAAAACAAUUAUGCAAUAGCAUUCAGUUCAGGAAUGGCUGCUAUUUAAUGUGUGAUCAAUUUGUUAAAAGAAGGAGAUGAAAUGUUAGCAAUGGAUGAUCUUUAUGGAGGAACAAUUGGUUAUUUGAAAAGUAUUGCAAUGGAGAGACAUGGAAUAAAAGUUAAAUUUGUAGAUAUGACGAAUAUCGAUGAAGUCAAAAACCAAAUGAAUCAAAAUGUCAAACUUAUUUUCUUAGAGACACCAACUAAUCCAACUAUGAAAUUAACUGAUAUUAAAGAACUUUGUUAGGUAGUGAGAUAAAUUUAAAAUAAUGUAAUUGUUGCAGUUGAUAAUACUUUUGCUACACCCUACCUUUAAACACCUACAGAAUUAGGAGCUGAUAUAACAUUAAACUCAGGCACAAAAUACUUAGGAGGACAUUCAGAUAUAAUUUUUGGUACUCUGAGUUGUAGAAAUAAAGAAUUAUAUGAUAACUUAUUUAAGAUCUCUUAUUUAACUGGGGGAUGUCCAAGUCCAUUUGAUUGUUACUUAGUUACAAGAAGUUUGAAGACUCUUGAAGUCAGAAUGAAAUAAUAAAUUAAGAAUGCUUAUAUUUUAGCCAAGUAUCUUGAAGGUCAUCCAAAAGUAGAAAAAGUGCUCUAUCCAGGAUUAGAGAGUCAUCCUCAACAUGAUUUAGCCAGAAAAUAAAUGAGAGCAGGAGGUGCAAUGAUCAGUUUUUAUAUUAAAGGUGGAGCUGCUGAAGCAGAAAAGAUGAUGAAAGGACUUGAAUUAUUCACUAUGGCUGUUAGUUUGGGUGGAGUAGAAAGUAUAAUCUUAUUUCUAUUUUAGGUUUAAUAUAAAUCCCAGCAAAAAUGACUCAUUCAGGUUUAACUGAGGCUAGAAGACAGGAGCUUGGAAUUACUUAAAAUCUAAUAAGACUUUCAGCAGGUUUAGAGCAUGUUAGCGAUCUAAUCAAAGAUUUAGAACAUGCAUUAAAGGAUAUCUGA
Molecule: messenger RNA, 1211 nt
Organism: Paramecium primaurelia
Lineage: Eukaryota; Ciliophora; Oligohymenophorea; Peniculida; Parameciidae
Source: the annotation of a GenBank genome assembly